Molecule: messenger RNA, 354 nt
Organism: Fusarium keratoplasticum
Lineage: Eukaryota; Fungi; Ascomycota; Sordariomycetes; Hypocreales; Nectriaceae
Exons: 4
Coding region: 1-354 (117 amino acids)
Source: RefSeq, a predicted model, not a curated record
AUGAAGUACACUACCAUCACCGCUCUUCUCUCCCUCACCAGCGGAGUCUUUGCCGACCUGCACAACGUUGCAGUGUGCGUCACUGGCAGAAAGUACUCGUCCAUCGGCGGUACUCCCUUCAGCGUCAGCUACACCUGGGCAAAGGAGUUUGAGAUGCUCCCAGAUGCCACCAAGUGUGCCUGCGAGGCCUACAGGAACCGCAACACUGGUGAUAACCAGUGGGAUCAGUGCCCUGACUGCACUUUUGAUGGCACAUACUGCAACUCUGCUGGCUGGCACAUUGGUGGUGAUGAGAUCACGUACUACUGCGAAGAGAUCUGCCAUGCACAGGGCGCUGAGGCCAACCCCAGCUGA